AUGAAAAUUUCUAAAAAAGUCAAUAAAAAAGUCAAAAACUUAACACUUACAGAAAACCGUGCAUUGGCCUUUAAGUCUACGGGUAAUUUUUCAUUGGAUCUUUUUGUUAUGAUGGGUGCAAGUAGAGGGAUGUCUAUAAUUAAUUAUUUCAAGAAGGCCUUUAAGAUACAGCCUAAAGAAGUCUUAAGAAUAGUUCUUUAUUCUAGAGAUAUAAAGGAGGGAUUAGGGGAGAGAGAACAUUUUAGGGAUAUUUUAGCUUAUUUGGAAGAAGCUAAUUUUGAUUAUUUUAAAAAGAUGGUUGAAAAAGCUCCUUUUUUAGGAAGAUGGGAUGAUAUUCUUGUUGCUAAAACUGAUGAAGGAUUUAAAUUUGUUGCAAAUAAGAUUAAAGCUGCAAUAGAUGAACAGAUUGUUGAAACUGUGAAUUAUUCGCUUGCCGCAAAAUGGAUGCCAAGACAAGGUAAAAUUGCUUCUAGGCUUAGAAAACAGUGGAAUAUGGGAGCAAGGGAGUACAGAAAAUUUUUAGUUGGUGCUACUAAGGUUGUUGAGACUGAUAUAUGCAAUAAAAAUUGGGGAGAAAUUGACUUUAAAAAAGUCCCGUCGUUAGCAAUGGCUCGACAUGCAAAGGUUUUUAAAAAAAAUUGUCCAGGACGAUUAUUAAAGUAUGUAAAUGACGUCGCGGAGGGAAAAACAAAAAUUAAUGUAUCAGCAAUAUAUCCUUAUGACGUAAUAAAGUCUUUAAGAACUGCUGGACCUGAAGUUGCGGAGCAGCAAUGGGAAAAGAUGGUGAACACCAUGGAUGUCGGAGGUUUUCUGCCAAUGGUUGAUUCAUCUGAUUCAAUGAAUGGAGGAAUUGGAGUAGAUUCAAAAAAAGGUAGCUUAUCAUGUAGAGACGUUGCAACGUCGCUUGGACUUUAUAUUGCAGCAAAGCAAAAGGGUGCUUUUCAUAAUCUUAUACUCAAUUUUGAUGCGUAUCCUCAAUUUUUAGAUUUAAACGAUUUCAAAACUCUGGAAGAAAAGGUAAAAGCAAUAGAUAAAAUGGAAUGGGGAGGUAAUACUAACAUUACUGCAGCUUUUGAACUAAUUUUGUCUGUAGCACAAAAGAAAAAUGUUAAAAAAGAGGAUUUGCCUAAGGCUCUUAUUAUUUUAUCGGACAUGGAAUUUGAUGACGCAGUAAAUAAAUCUAAAGAAGAUGAGGACAAGCUGUGCACGAUUUAUGAAGAUUUUAAAAAGAAAUAUGAGGAAGCAGGACUUGAAAGACCAUUAGUUAUUUUUUGGAAUAUACAAUCAAGAGAAAAGCAUUUUCCAGUUAAGAAGGAUGAGGCUGGUACAUUACUAGUUUCAGGGUUCUCUCCAACAAUUGUUAAAAAAAUUUUCAGCGGUAUGAAUAUUGAAAAAGCUUGUGAUCCCCUAAUGCUUAUGUAUGACGUAAUAUAUGUCCCGAGGUAUAAUUUCGAAUAA
Vairimorpha ceranae is the source of this 1458-nucleotide messenger RNA. RefSeq lists its product as hypothetical. The transcript has a single exon. Lineage: Eukaryota; Fungi; Microsporidia; Nosematidae. The record is from RefSeq and is a predicted model, not a curated record. Bases 1 to 1458 code for a protein of 485 amino acids.